AUUAAAUGCUCAGUUUCAGUUUCUACAGUCCUAUUUCCUUCAUGAUCGUCUUCCAUUAGUUUUUCCGCGUUUAUUCUUUGCUUCGAAGAUUUCAACUCUUUUGACUUGUUACAAUGUACACAGAAUUGACUGCUGCAGUUUUUGUAAAUACGUAGAGAAUAAGGUUCUUGCGAUGAGACUCAGUUUUCCUGCAACGUAGCCGUCAUUUGUAUGUUAUCAUUUGGACAUUUCGUUUGCAGGACAACACUGAGGGAAAUAAAACUUUCGACGAUGAAUUACGCACUCUCGUAAUGAACCACAAGAAUGACGAACUCAAGUCCAUAUUGAAAACAUUGACUCCGUCGCGAAUAAUUGACAACGAAGGCAUGACGCUUCUGCAUCUGUCAGCCAGAUAUGACAAUUUGGAGAUGAUCAAGUUCUCACUGGUCUCGGGAUGCGACCUCAAUGCCAAAAAUUCCUCCGAGGCGACGCCCCUUUUCUUGGCGAUCCUACACAACAACUUCGCGGCGGCGAGACUUUUGCUGGAUGCUGAGGCUGACGCGCUCACAACCGACUGCGACGGGAAGAAUACGCUGCAGCUGCUGACCGAGAAGAAGCGGGUGCCGACGGACUUCGUCGAGUAUUUCUUUGUCAAGCUGACUAGCAAGGGUGUCGACGCGGAGGACAAGGCCGACAUCCUCACGAGGGCUGGCUGCUCGCUGGUAUACGUGGUGCUGUACGUGAAGGACGCCGGAAUAAUCCAGGCGCUGCUGCGGCGCAAAUGCUGGAUCAGCCAUCACGAGUCCAGCGUCGCGCUGAAGCACGUCGUCAAUUCGGUGGACUUGCAGAAUCUGCGGGUGCUGGUGCAUCACGGCCCCGGGGCAGCCAAGAGAAAGAAGGAUUUUUUCAAAUGUUUUUACCGCAAGCUCGUCAGCGGCUGCUCGAAGCUGGCGCUCGUGAGGUCCGUCGUGGCGGACUUGAUCAACUGGUACGUCGACGAGGCGUUGCUUCAGUUCCUGCAGAACGUGUUCGAGAAGAAGCCCAAGGAGGUCGUGCAGCUGUUCGUGCAGUGCAGCAUCGACGUGCGCGUGACGAACGUCUCCGGGCAAAAUCUGUUGGCGCACCUGUUCGGCAAUCCCAACCGCGGUGUGAUCAAGCUGCUGAGGAAUCGGCAGUUCGACGUGAACACGCGUGGCAGAGGGGGCAUGAGCGCCCUGCACGUGGCGGUGAUGAACGGGCUGGAGGGCAACGUCAAGUACCUGCUCGGCAUGGGCGCCGAUCCGAAUGUCAAGGACGAUCGCGGGAGAACGCCCCUGCUCUGCUCGAACGCGUGGCUCAGCCAGCCGAUCGCCGAGCAUCUGCUGCUGGAGCGAGAGAGCGACGCCGAGCAAGCCCAGCAAGCCACUCAAAACGAGUGCAUCGCCGAGCUGCUGCUGCGGUACGGCGCUGACUUGCAAGUGGUCGACGACAGCGAACGCACCGUCAUCGAAGUCUUCUACUACCUGUCCUCAAUGGAGCCGAUCCUGGCGCGACUGGCUAUUGCCGAGUGCCAGGGUGCCCAGAUUCAGCGGCUCAUUCGCGAGAGGAUCGACGCCAAGGAGGGCUACCGAGAUUUCUACGACAACUGCUUGCUGCAGGUCCAGGCCUUGAGGAAGUACAAAAUCAACCGGGGCGUCACGUUGCUCGACGCCUUCACCAGGCGAGCCGACAAAAUCGACGUGCGAAGUCGUCGGACCAUCGACGCUAUGCUCGAUUACUGUGACAAAUUUCACUUUCACCGGGUCUACUCGGAGCCGCUGAAGCUCAAGCUGGAGAAGGCUUUGAAGAUAUACGAGGCAAGGUGUCGAGCCGCUGUCGUCAUUGCCGAAAGCACGGACAUGUUAAUCGAUCCUAAUCACCUGGCAACGGAAAUGAUUGUUAGUUUCUUGACUGACGAAGAUUUGGCGGUCUUUCAGUGAUGGGCGACUCUAUAAUUUUCUUAUUUUCAGGAAUAGUUGACGUGUAUCUGUUGUAUACGACAUUUUAGAAUAUGCUCUACAUUUUUAUUCAAAAAGACAAUACUACUAAUUGGAACUUCGCGUAUUGAUUGUUUAUUGAACUCUUUCGUCGUGACCAUAUCUUUAAGAUAAUUACGUUUUCUCUCAGUAGAAUUCAAUUAAUUAAUUAGGGACAAUAGUCCUCUGCCAUCGAUGAACCUGACACUCAAAUGAAAUAAUAAUACAAAAGAAUUGUUCAAAAAAUUAUUCGGAAAUCACAACCUUUUCUAGACAUGUAUUGCCAAUAUCGUACAUGAUAAUCUAUGUAAUAUUUUUUAAUAAUAUACGAUUUUAGAAUAAUUUAUGGUAGACCUGCGUUAUGAACUAGUAGAAUUUUAAUUAAUGUAAAAAAGAUCGACAUUCAAGCUGACACUAUUCUACGAAUAUAUUAUUAAUAAUUUCUAUAUAACUAUAUAGUAUGUUGAUUUGCAUUAAUACUGAUUAAAUUAGAAAUUUAAUAAUUUAUAGUAAGUUAUUUGAUAAAUCUCGAUAUUUUACAUCUCGUUCGUCAGCUUGCCAUCUGUAAUUUGAUUUUUAUUUUUUACUAUACUCCAAAAACAAACA
Molecule: messenger RNA, 2579 nt
Organism: Phymastichus coffea
Lineage: Eukaryota; Metazoa; Arthropoda; Insecta; Hymenoptera; Eulophidae
Product: putative ankyrin repeat protein RF_0381
Exons: 2
Coding region: 291-1937 (548 amino acids)
Molecular function (GO): protein binding
Source: RefSeq, a predicted model, not a curated record